Triplophysa dalaica is the source of this 15483-nucleotide messenger RNA. RefSeq names its product piccolo presynaptic cytomatrix protein a (gene pcloa). Gene Ontology annotation, cellular component: axon; membrane; GABA-ergic synapse. Gene Ontology annotation, molecular function: metal ion binding; structural constituent of presynaptic active zone; protein binding. The record is from RefSeq and is a predicted model, not a curated record. The coding region runs from base 157 to 12768 and encodes 4203 amino acids. Gene Ontology annotation, biological process: presynaptic active zone assembly; protein localization to synapse. The transcript has 27 exons. NCBI's taxonomy places the organism in Eukaryota, Metazoa, Chordata, Actinopteri, Cypriniformes, Nemacheilidae.
GAUGCGCUUUUUCACCAAAAAGACCAUCGACUAAAAUGGAGGAAUAAAAUGACAAGCGUUAAAAACAACCGCGGACACGGAGACCGUCGCCUUAAUCCGGACAUUAAGACCCAAAUCGCAGCGUAAUUAGCUGGGGUGAAGAGAAGGGGCUCGAUCAUGGGGAAUGAAGGGAGCGCGGAAGGUGGCGACGGCGCGCUUGCUGGAUUACCCGCGGGACUCGCACCCGAUGGGAAGGGUGGCUUCAUCCAGAUGCCCUCAGGGGUGGAGGCAGACCUAAGCAGUCUGUCCGAGGAGGAGAGGAAGCAGCUCGUGGCCGCAAUGGCCAAAGCGCAGUCCAGACCACCAGAGACUCAAGCUAGUGGAACCCGAGGCCCAUCGGGUCUCAGUAAGAGUCGGACUGUAGAUGCAUUUGGAGAGGGCCCGCCUCCAAAGCCAAAGCCUGGACGGAGCCCCUCCUCUCUCAGUCUCCUUGAAUCACGUUUUCGCCAGGAGCCCAAAGACCCAGAACACCCACGAACCGGCAUGUUUUCAUCUGGCUUCCUGAGUGGGGCCAAUCCCCUAAGUGCUGUCUCUUCUGCGGUCUCCUCUGCCACCAUCCCAAAAUUUAGCCUCUUUGGGGAUGAUGAGGAGAAUGGGGCAUCCAAGAAGGAUGGAAAGCCUCCUGGUCCACAGGUUGGGGCCGGGAAGGGUCCUCCACAGCAAGGGGGUAAGCCACUUCAGCAAGGCAAGCCUGGUGGUCCUGGUCCCGAACAGCAAGAGCAUAAACCAGGUGGACAGGGACCUCAACACCAAGGGCAUAAACCUGGUGCACAGGGACCUCAACAGCAAGGGCCUAAACCUGGUGGACAGGGACCUCAACAGCAAGGGCCUAAACCUGGUGGGCCGGGACCUCAACAGCAAGGGCCUAAACCUGGUGGGCCGGGACUUCAACAGCAAGGGCCUAAACCUGGUGGGCCGGGACCUCAACAGCAAGGGCCUAAACCUGGAGGGCCUGGACAUCAGCAACAAGGGCCGGGUAAACCUGGUACAGUGGGGCCAGGAAAACCCAGUGGACUUGGAUCUCAGCAGCAGGUUAAACCUGGUCCAGGGACUCAAACACAAGGACCUGGUAAAACUGGGCCUGUCCAGGGGAAAGUUGGCGGGACAAUGUGUCCUCUUUGUAAGUCUACACAACUGAAUGUGCAGGCCAAGGACCAGCCACCCAACUACAACACCUGCACUCAAUGCAAACAGCAGGUGUGCAGCCUGUGCGGAUUCAGUCCCCCAGACUCUGAGGGUAAGGAAUGGUUGUGUCUAAACUGUCAGAUGCAGCGGGCAGUGGGUGGCAUGGAGCCCCCUGGACCUCCCACGAUGAAACAGCCCCCCAAGCCGGGCUCAGCUCCUCCCUCCCCUCAAAGGAAAGAGUCACUGUCUGAAUCACCUUCCAAGGGUGAGCCAGGGAAGAAGCCCCCAAUGCUAACCAAACAACAGAGUAUUGCUGACACAGGGAAAGGAUCUACACCUCCAGCAACCCCAAAAUCUGGACCAGCGGUUCAACAGGCAUCACCGGGACCCCAGCCUGGCCCACACGGGGCCAAGCGUGGACAGCCACCUCCGCUUCAAAAACCUGUACAAAGCACAAAGGGUAGUCCGCAGCCUUCUCCUGCAAAAACGACCCCAAAACAAGACGGAGGGGGCUUUUUUGGUGGGUUUGGUCUUGGGAGUUUGACAGAGGUAACAAAACCUUCCGCAGGUAAUCAGGCCACAGAAUCAGUCACAGGUAAACUCUUUGGGGGUUUCGGUGGAGCAUCCAAACCUCAGGGUGCCUCCACAGCUCAGGCCAGUGAGUCGGUCACUGGGAAACUUUUUAGUGGGUUUACCGGGCUCACAGAGACGGCAAAGCCUCCACCAUCAUCUCAGUCAUCUGAAAGUGUGUCUGGAAAAAUGUUUGGUUUUGGCUCGUCCAUCCUGAGCUCUGCCACCAAUCUCAUCACUGGGGAGGAACCAAAGUCUCCUCCUGUAUCUCCUCCAGGAUCGCCCCCUGAUUCCCCCGUUGGGUCCGGUGCAGAAUCCCCACCUGGAUCUCCCCCCGACUCAGGCUCAGACUCACCACCCGAAACUCCACCCGCUUAUUCCAAAGACCCAGCAUCUCCAAAACCUGCAGCUGCUGAGGGAAAAGAAUCGCCAGACACAUCUUCAAAAUCAACGAAAGCAGAGGAGCCUUUGACUCAAGUCUCAGGCUCUGAUGCCCAGUUCUGCUGUCCGCUCUGUAAAGCACAGCUGAAUGUGGAAUCAGUAGAGUCGCCCAACUACAGCACCUGUACAGCGUGCCAGAAGAUUGUGUGCAACCUGUGUGGAUUUAACCCCACUCCACAUCUGUCAGAGAAAGAAUGGCUCUGCUUAAACUGCCAGACUCAAAGGGCUCUUUCUGGGCAACUUGGGGAUAUGCAACCUCCACCCUCUCCAACCAAGCUGCCAGCCAAACACGAACCCACCCCUCCCUCCUCCCCAGCCCACGCUGCAUCCUCCACCCCAUCCUCUUCUUCACCCACUGCCACCCCUGCCAAAGGGCUAAUGCGGAUGGCCAGUAUAACUCGGGCUUCAGCUGACAAGGCUGAACCCGUCUCAGCCAAAGUUGAUGCUAAAGAUGUCAAAAUUACAGACGCAGUUAAGGAGGUCACAGCAGACAGCAUGCAGAAAAUGGAUGAGCCUUCUUUUCCAUUAAAAGACAAUCUGCUAUUGAGAGAACCUAGUGAGAAAGAGAGCAGCCCCUCAAGUCCCACAGCCCUUGCCAAGUUGGAAAGAACCGUCCUUCCGAUACUAGAAGCUCAAGCAACGACCGAAGAGAAACCAACACCUGAAACUUUCAAGGUCAAGCGCCGACUGGAGGUCCUCCCAACGUCUCCAGAACCCAGUUCAGAGGAAGACCAACAUGAAACUAAUGAUCAAAAUAAUGAUGCUACAAAAAAAGAGAGGAAAAAACUUCUUGUUCCUACAGAUAUCCAAGGAGAUUUUUUUGAAGACAGUAGUGAUGGAGCACCUUCACCUGAACUUCAGGGGAACAAGACUGUUGGAGAAAAAGAAGUAGAAAUAGAGAGUCCAUCCUCUUUGGAUGAAGAGUUCAUUCGAAAGCAGAUCAUCGAUAUGAGUGCAGAUGAGGAUGCAUCACUGUCUGAUGAAGAAAACCUAGUCAGACAGAAAAUCAAAGAUCAUGAGAAGAAGAGAGAUGGUAAGGACAACAGUGAGUCAGUCAAGUCAAGACGGCUUCUCAAAAAGAGCAGCAUCAGUCCAGAAGAUGAACCAGAGCGAAAGAGCAUUAUUUCUGUCACAAAAAUUGAGGAACUGGCUAAAGGUGAACAACCUUCAUUAGACAGUGGAACCGGCAUUCGCCAUUUUAAGACAAUUGAAUUUAACAGUUCAGCGACUGUACGCCAGACAUCUGAUGAUUGUGAACUGGAGAGUCUUACAGACUCUCCUGAUGAUAGGUCUAGGGGUGAAGGUUCUUCUAGCUUGCAUGCAUCCAGUUUUACACCAGGAACAUCUCCAACAUCUUUGUCUUCUCUUGAUGAAGACAGUGACAGCAGCAGCCCCAGUAAUGUUCGAUCUAGUGGUGAGGGCAAGCAGCACAGGAAAGCAAAGCACCGGCAACAAGGCCAGAUGCUUCCCACUAUUGAGGAUUCGUCUGAGGAAGACGAGCUGCGAGAGGAAGAGGAGCUACUGAGAGAACAGGAGAAACAGAAGGGCUCAGGGAAAAAGUCAAAGAAGGACAAAGAGGAGAUACGGGCACAGAGAAGGAGAGAAAGGCCCAAAACUCCACCAAGCAACCUCUCACCAAUCGAGGAUGCAUCUCCCACAGAAGAGCUUAGGCAGGAAGCAGAGAUGGAAGAAUUCCGCAGGUCUUCAUGCUCCGAUCUCUCCCCAAGCAUGGAUUCGGAAACAGAGAGCUUUGAAAUACUUCCAGAGAAAAUUGUUGCUGUCCAAAAAGUCUAUCAGUUACCAACAUCAGUGUCCCUUUAUUCUCCAACAGAUGAGCAGCAUAAUGAAGUUCAUCCCAAAGAAAAGGGAAAGCGUUCAUUGAAAAGUGCAGAUGAGGCAUAUGAAGAAAUCAUGCUUAAGGCCAAAUCUCCAACUAGUGACGUAAAGGAAACUCCACCUGGGAAAGAAUCUCUUUACGGUGGCAUGCUAAUAGAAGAUUAUGCAUAUGAAUCUCUUGUUGAUGAUGGAUCCUAUGAGAAGGUACCAGAAAAUCUGCUUGUAUCCGAGAAGCCUAAAAAGCCUUUGCGAUCUCCAGAUGAAGUUUAUGAAGACAUGAUGCAAAAGAAAAAAGAGAUAAUGCUUAAAGAACAAGAACGAACACAUGACAAGCCAAAAGAGGAUAUUCCUAAACCAGAAAUCUUGUUCCCUUCUACUGACUCAAGUAAGGACAUCUCAUUAGUUGUCACCGGACGGUCUGGUAAGGAUGGAAGACCGCUAUUAGAUGCAGAGGCAGCUUAUGAAGAUCUUAUGAAAAAACAAAGAGCAGUGCUAACUCCAGGAACCAGUCCAACUCAAGCAGGCCCUGAUCUAAGUGGCGUAACACAAGAAACAAAAGAUGCCCAAGUUGAGAGAACAGAGACAGCACCUCCACGAAGAAUACUUUCUAUACCUGAUCUGAGAGUGACACAGUGCUCUUCAGGUGAAGAGGAGUCUGGUGAAGAGAGCAUUACUGACCAGGCACAGGAAUACGAGACUACUACAUCUUCAGCUACAAAGCAACUUGUUGAUGAAGACUUCCAGCAAACAUUACCCCCAGGUUUAACCUCUGAGUCAGGUCUAGAAGAUGUGUCACUGCAAAAAGACACAGCUUCACCUGCAGUAUCAUCUAACUUGCAAAAUGCCACAGAGACAAAUCAAGAUGUUGACAAAGCUGGUAUUGUUGACUUGUCCAAAUCAUCAGCCUCAAGUCAAAUUGACUCUUUUUCCACACCAGUUCCUAGUGUAAUUUCAAGACCAUCACCAACAGUAGUUGUAAGUGUAUCUCCUUUGCCCACUCUACCUCAGUAUAUAGUAUCUACUGCACCUAGUGUUGUGUCAACUGCUCCACCUGUCCCUCCUAAACCUGCAGUUAUGCGUAGAGGUGCAUCUCUGGAAAAAACAGACAUUCCAGUUCCUCCACCGUUACCCCCUCCAACACUACCAAAACCCUCUGUGUAUCCCAAAAAGACUCCACCACAGGUCCCUCCAAGAACUUCUCCAGUCGGAAUGUCAACCUCAGUGGACAGUGUACCAGUAAGACAGCCUGUUGUUUCAAACUACAAACCCCAUGUUCCUCCUCCUGUACCACCAAAGCCAUCCUCCAUACCUGCAGGCCUGACCUUCAGUCACAAACCAGGGGAAACUGUAAAACCACCUAUAGCCCCAAAACCUAUAUCUGGUUCUCAACCAUCUUUUACAACCCAUCCUCCAGUAAGACCUAUAAUACUUGGUACAGGCGGUGCAGACAGUGCCCUUAAUCUUAGUCCUUCUGCUGAGAGCAAGACAGGAACCACAUCUCCACUCAGGUCCCCCUCGUCACCCAGGUUUGCCAAGGUUUUACGUGAUACAUAUGUUGUUAUUACUUUGCCAUCUCAGCCUGGUUCACCUACAGACACCAUUACCACCCAAGCCCCAAGUCCUGGUCAAGAGUCACCACAGAAACAGCCUUCCUCACAUCACCAAACUCAACCACCUCAACAGCCACAAACAACCAGAGUACCAUUGGCAUUCACAAGAAUUACUAAAUCCAUUGAAAGUCAAGAAAUAUGUGGCCCAGAAAAGGUUGUGUCUAGCAUGAGCCACGUCUGUGAGGUUAUUUCAGCCACAACACAGCCUCAAUCGAUAAUCCCCCAUGUUGAUGUUCAGGUAGUUACAACUGAGGUCCAAAGGACAACAGUGUCUGUUGUGCAUGAAAGAACACCACCUCCACGUCUUGCUCCAAGACCCACUGAUGUCCCUGUCGUUCAAGAAAGCAUGAAACCUGAACCAGUUCAAGUACAGAAUGGCCAUGUGUAUCAUCCUGGUGAGGUGGUGGAUCUUCGAACCCCAAAAAUAGAUUCAGAGACAUCCAUGAAGGGUGUGGAUCUGUCUUCAUCAGAGUCAAGACGACAGUCCCUUGCUAUUGAUGCUGUUGUACGUCAGCAAAGUGCGGUGCAGUCAUCCGUUGUAAACCUAAGCACUGAUACCUCCUCAGUAUCUGUAGUUACCGACAGCAUCACCAUCCUUACAUGCACAGCCACUGUAGCUUAUGGCAAUGAAACAUCUCAUUCCACAUCAAUGCCUCUCCAACUUACCACAGUUAAAUCCUUUGAGCCUGUAUCUCAAAUUAUAUACAAGCCUGUUGACUCUCAGCCAGAGAAACCUAUAAAUCUCUCCACAACAGUGGGUAAGACUCACACUCCUGUAACAAUAGCUCCUACAAUUACAAGCAAUGGCAUUAAUACAAAAAUAACCCCUGGAGUAGAAAUAGGCUUAUCAGGUGCAGUUGACCUCACCACUGUUAAACCUGCCCAGACGAUAGUUACAAUGAACGGCUCCACUGCAGAGAUGGUUACUGCGGUAAUUACCGAGGAUGAUGGUAAACCAGUAGAUCUGACAGCAGGAAGAACUGCUGUCUGCUGUGAUGUAGUAUAUAAGCUUCCUUUUGCAGGGAGCUGUGCAACUCAGCAGCCCUCAGCCCCUUUACCAGAGGAUCGUUUCGGCUACAGGGAUGACCACUAUCAAUAUGACCGUACUCCUAAUGGCAUGAGAGGUCUCGGUGGAAUUAAACCAUCAAUGUCUGACACAAACUUGGCUGAGGCUGGUCUUUUCCUGUAUAAAAGUAAGCAUAGUUAUGAUUACAAGGAGGCCACAGAAGGUGCUGUAGAUCUGACAUCUGGAAAAAUGUCAGGUGAAGCUGUGGAUUACUCGAACAAAGCAACAGGAGUGUGCUCUGCAAUGACAGUUCCACAAUACACACAAGCCAGGAUUACUUCAGCAGCUGGAACCCACUAUGGGGUUUCCAGUGUCCUACGAUGUUCAAAUGGUGUUGUGUAUUCUUCUGUAGUAGCACCCGUCCCUUCAACAUAUGCCAUAACCACCCAGCCUGGUUCUAUCUUCAGUACAUCUUACAAUUCUCUGUCGAGUAUGCACCAAAGUGAUACUAUGCCAUCAUUGUCAACUUUACAGAAUCAGCCUCUCACUAGAUCUCACAGUUUUCUGUCAACCAUUGCUGUAACCACAGCAGUGGAACCAAACAACUUGCCCUUGAAUCUAGAGGCUGGUGUUGCAAAGGCUGGCCUUUCCGCAUCUCUCUCAGAUGUAGUUUCUACUGCCACCACAGUGGCAGGACUAGAUGCUUACACAAAUGCUUCAUUAGAGGCAAUUGCAGCCUCCUUAGAGGCCUUGUCUUCACCAAUGGUUCCAGGAGAUGGACAAUACCAGGUGCAGCGUGAGCUUCUUGAACUAGAGAAGAUGAAACAGCAACGUUUUGCUGAAGAACUUGAGUGGGAGAGGCAGGAGAUUCAGAGGUUCCGUGAGCAAGAACAGCUUCUGGUGCAGAAAGAGCUGGAGGAACUUCAGGCCAUGAAACAACAAAUAUUAUGUCAGCAAGAAGAUGAGAGACAGGUCCACCUCCUAAUGCAAAAAGAGACUUACGCUCAGCAGCAGGAGCAAUUAGAGCAGAUCCAGCGGCUUCAAGAGCAGCUCAGACAACAGCUGGAAGAACAGAAGUUCAGGCAGAUGUAUCCAGGGGAGAUCUUGCCAGAGGCUCUUGUUGUAGGAGAAAGAAAGAUGGACAGUGGCUGCCAGACCGAUGAGGAGGAUGAGACUGAAAAGGCUUACACUGCAGGAAGGAAAAAGAAAAGUGCAAAGAAAAGUGUUGAUAGCUGUGUACAGACGGAUGACGAGGACCAGGAUGAAUGGGAAGUUCCAGCUCGAGGCAGGCGUAGUAGAGCACGGGGUAGUAAAAAUGGCAUGGGGGAAAGAGGAGGGGUUUCAGUUCAGGCCCUUACUGAAAUAUCUGUACAAACAGACUCCUUGGGAACACUUAGAGGGCACUCUGUGCAGGUAGACGCUAGAGUAGAUUAUCCUGAUUCUGACAGAACAUCCUCUCCAAAGAGACGCCCUACUCCACUUGAUAUAGGCCAGUCCCCUCACCUCAAAGCAGAUGUCUCUACUCUUCAGGUUGCCCCAGGUCCACCCAAAUCCCCAAAAGUACUUUACUCUCCCAUUUCCCCUUGUGUGUCCCCUAGCAAGUCCCUUGAAUAUCUGUCUUAUGACAAAUCCCUUGGAGAGACAAGCCCACAAAGAAUACCCUCUGCCACAGAUCUUUCCAAAGGCCAACCAAGUCCUAGGGCUCCCAAGGUCAUACAGAGAUCAAUGUCUGACCCCAAACCCAUGAGCCCAACUGCAGAAGAAAGGGCUUCAGAAAAUUUCCAGUAUUCUGAGAGCUAUUCUGCAAAGGGUUCUCCUACCGGAACUCCAUCUGGCACCCAAAAGAAAGUUAAGAGGACACUUCCCAACCCACCCUCAGAGGAAGAAGCCACUAAUGCUGGCCAAACAGCCUACAGCACUGGCUCAGCUCGUCGGCGCCUCUGUCGGAACACUAACAUGGCACGUGCAAAGAUCCUUCAGGAUAUUGACCGUGAGCUGGACCUUGUUGAAAGAGAAUCCUCAAAACUGCGUAAAAAGCAAGCUGAACUGGAUGAAGAGGAAAAGGAGAUUGAUGCCAAGCUGCGUUACCUGGAAAUGGGAAUUAACCGGCGAAAGGAUGCAUUGCUCAAAGAAAGGGAGAAGAGAGAAAGAGCCUAUCUACAAAGUGUUGCAGAGGACCGUGACUACAUGUCUGACAGUGAGGUGAGUAACAUUCGUGAGACAAGAGGUGGAGAGGAAGUUGGUGGACAUGGGCUUGAGAGACCUCGUACUGCACCCCAGUCAGAACUUGAUGACUUUGUUCCCCCACAGACCAAACAUGAGUACGGAAAAUAUUCCCAGUUCCAGUACCCACAGUACCAGCAGUCUCUGUACCAGCCUCAGUUGCCAUACCAAUCCCAGUCCAUGUACUCUUCUGUUCCCUCUCUAACUGCCUCACAACAACAGAGCUACCACCAAAUGCUCCUGUUGCAACAGAAAGCCAGGCAACAAGCUGCUCUUCUCUCUGAACUUGAUUCCACUAAAAUUGCCACAAACUAUGAGAGCUCAUCUUACUUGGGAGGAAAAUAUGGCAACCACCUUGACCUGCGUAGCUUAGAGGACAGUGCUGGAAGCAUGGCAGUCAGUCCAAUGUCCAAUGUGUCUGCAGACUCCUUCUAUGCGGACUUGGAUCAACAUAAUCAAACAUCAAGGAGCUAUAUGCUGUUGGAGGACACAGCGGAACUUGCAAAGAGCACUGGUAGCCUUUCAUCCACCAGCUAUGAGAGAGAGCUGGCCAAAGCGGAGCGACUUUUGAGACGUACUGCUGCAGAUGUUGGUACGGACUACCUUGGCACCUCUUCCAGAAUUCACUCCUAUGGUAAAGCCCAAGAUGAAGAUGACCCAAUGGAAGAACCUUUUGAACUUAAGCUUUUGAAGCAGCAACUGAAGCAAGAGUUUAGAAGAAGCACAGGGGGCACUGAAAGCUUGGAACAACUAGCUGGGCUCUCCCAUUCUUAUACAUCGAGCACUGGAGUGUCCAGUGGAGCCUACAGAGCCUUUCCUAAAACAGAAAAGUACAGCAUCAGUAGAUUGACUUUAGAAAAGCAGGCUGCCAAGCAACUCCCGACAUCUGUGCUCUAUCAGAAACACAAAAACACCAGCAACAUAGGCAAAUAUUCCUCCAUCCAGGAUAGCAGAGGUCUAGAAACAGACUAUAGUAGCUACUUGGGGUCCAGUAGUUCUUCUCCAAGAUCAGGCAGACUUCUACAGGAUGAGAUCACUUUUGGUUUACGAAAGAAUAUAGCUGAACAGCAGAAAUACCUGGGGUCCACACUUGGGGCCAAUUUGGCAGGAUCACUCAAUAUGAACCCAGGUAUGAGGUCUUUGGGAGAAGACUCCGCUUAUCCCAGUGGAAGCAGAUCACGUCCUUCUUCUAGACCAUCUUCUGUGUAUGGCCUUGACCUUUCCCUUAAAAGAGACACGUCCAGCUCCUCGUUGAGACUCAAAGCAGAAGGUGACCCCUCCUCAGAGACCUCAGCUUUUCAGACUCCAUCAGGCAGGUCAAAACCUACAAGCUUGCCCAUUGGACAGGGUGGACGUGGACGUAUCCCAAUCGUGGCACAAAACUCAGAGGAAGAGAGCCCGCUUAGUCCAGUGGGUCAGCCGAUGGGAAUGGCACGAGCAUCCGCAGGUCCUCUCCCUCCCAUAUCGGCAGACUCCCGUGAUCAGUUUGGAUCAUGCCUCUCUCUCCAGGAUUCUCAACAGCAACAUCUCAGAGACGAUCCGUCAAGAGUACGUAGCUAUGUGCUAAUGGACGAUCUGCAGGGCAACAUGUCAGAUAGCGAAGCACUAAGUGAAUCCCUGAUGGGUUUGAACAGAGACGAUCCAGGAAACUCACAUGAGAAUGUCGCCAACGCGUACCACCUGCGCCGAGAGGAGACGGACUGGUUUGACAAACCUCGAGAUGGACGCGCAGAGAACGGACAAGGGGUGGAUCGAAGACAGGGAAAGGCUUCACACUACCCAUUUCCUCACACUAAAAUAAAACUACAGAAGGAUCCUAAAGAUCGUAGCGUAUCAGGUAACGGAUUGGGAAUCCGCAUAGUUGGAGGAAAAGAGGUGCCGGCAAGCAGCGGUGACAUUGGUGCGUACGUAGCCAAAAUACUACCUGGAGGAGCUGCAGAGCAGACAGGAAAAAUGGUUGAAGGAAUGCAAGUUCUGGAGUGGAACGGCAUUUCCUUGACCGGUAAGACGUACGAGGAAGUCCAGGGUCUGGUAGGUCAUCAGGUCGGAGAGGCAGAGAUUUGUAUCAGACUAGACCUAAACAUGCUGUCUGAUCCUGAAAGCUCACACCUCGACCUUCAAGAUCAGACCAAAGGUGACAGACCUCCGCGCUCCCCAGGUGUGGACCCUAAGCAGCUGGCUGCAGAGCUGCAGAAAGUGUCACAGCAGCAGGUGCCGUCCUCAUCAGCGCUGGAAAAGCCAUCAGCAUCAACCGGGUCCAGUGCAGUACCGAGCCCAGGCCAACCAGGGUCUCCUUCUGUGAGCAAGAAACGCCUCAGCAAGAGCUCUGAGGUGGCAAAAACUCAGUCCCACCCAGUAUCAGGAGAGAUCCAGCUUCAGAUAAAUUAUGACAAACAGCUGGGCAAUCUCAUCGUCCACGUUCUUCAAGCGCGAAAUCUGGCACCCCGGGACAAUAACGGCUACUCCGAUCCAUUUGUUAAAGUUUACCUGCUGCCAGGUAGAGGUCAGGUCAUGGUUGUGCAGAAUGCCAGUGCCGAGAAUAAAAGAAGGUCCAAACACGCCCAGAAGAGUCUUAACCCGGAGUGGAACCAAACUGUCAUCUACAAAAAUAUACACCUGGAACAGCUGAGGAAGAAGACGUUGGAGGUCAGUGUGUGGGACUAUGACAAAAGCUCAUCCAACGACUUUCUUGGAGAGGUACUGAUUGAUCUGUCAAACACGUCUCACCUGGACAACGUCCCCCGAUGGCUGCCUCUGAAGGAUCAGAGCGACGGUGAGCAUCAUCGCCGUUCUCACUCGGGACACGGUCGCCAACACUCGCCCAAACCUCACGGAGGACAUGGAAGCCAGCACUCGCCAAAAACCUCCAGUCACAGCAAAGACGAGUCGCCCAGAUCAUCCGUCAUCAAGAGCCGAAGUCACGGAAUCUUCCCCGACCCUUCCAAGGACACGCAGGUCCCCACUAUUGAGAAAUCUCACAGUAGCCCCAGCACAUCGAAGCCGCCCCUCUCCGAGGGCCAAGCCCGUCCCCAUGGAGGCCCCCGUACUCACGGCAAAAGCGGCACGGCCCGGGCACACCUUGACAAUGCAGCAUCAUCCGAAGCUGCUGGCCAGCAGCCUCGCCAGCAACCAACCCAAAACGACCGCCUCGACCCGAGGCAACACAGGCACAGCGUACCCGGUGUACUCACCAUUCAGAGAGCCCCGUCCGAGUCGCCGGCCAAUGAGAUCCCAGGCGGCCGUCACCUGACCCUCAGGAAAGCCUUGUCGGAAGAGAGGCCGCAGCCGGACGGAGCAUCCCGCAGCCAUCGAUCUGGUGAUGCUCCUGUUACUGCAGCAUCAUUGGACAGCGGUCUGAGCGGCAGUGCCUUUAGCCUGUUGGAUGAAGAGGGCGUGACCAAUGCGGUGGAUAGUGCCAUUUUCCAGGUUCCUAGAUUUGGAAAGAUCCCAAACGGCACGGAUGCAGUGAUAUCUGCUCAUGGCGAGUCAGAUGGUAAAACUCAGGUGAUGGGGGAGAUCAAGAUCGCCCUAAAAAAGGAGAUGAAAACAGAAGGUGAACACCUGGUGCUUGAGAUCUUACAGUGCAGAAACAUCACCUAUAAAUUCAAGUCUCCCGACCACCUCCCAGACCUGUAUGUGAAGCUGUAUGUGGUAAAUGUGGCCACUCAGAAGAGAAUAAUCAAGAAGAAGACCAGAGUGUGUCGACAUGAUCGCGAACCUUCUUUCAACGAAACCUUUCGCUUCUGCAUGAAUCCAACUGGUCAUUCCAUUCAACUCUUUCUGGUUUCAAACGGCGGCAAGUUCGUAAAGAAGACCCUGAUCGGCGAGGCAUACGUGUGGCUGGAUAAGGUGGACCUGCGUAAACGGGUGGUGAGCUGGCACAAGCUGCUGGCCAGCACAGCUCAGAUCCACUCCUAGAGAAGACGGGUGGAUGCGGCUUGAGGACAGACAAGGACGUGGAGUCGCUUAUCUCCACCAUAGUCUUGUUGAAUUUGUAGGUAGAGACUUGGCUUCUCGGUUGCACAGGCACGUGUGCUUGUGUUAACCCAAGCCAUGAAGAAACAGAUGAAUAACAGUGUUUACAGGAGAGUAAACCAUGGGUUAGAAGAAACAAGUGAAAGGUAGAAAACGCUCUCACAGGUGAAAAUCGUAUCCAGUGUGUGCGUUCACAAGCGUAUUUCUAGACCACAUUAACAAGAAUACUUUUUCCCACAAUCGCACUUACUCACACUUUUAUGUACACGUAUUAUAUAAUUGUAUAAUAAUGUUUAAAUCGGGGCACAAAAGACAGAUGCUAGAAUGAAAGUUUAACCAUUCAUUUCUAGUAAUAUGUACCUUUUAUUCUUUGACUUGUGGAAACAAGUCUAAUGUUUGUGUAUCAAUCAUAUGAGGAUGUUAUAAUUGUGAUUAUUUACAGAUGACAGAUAUCAUAUACAUUAUUUUUGUAAGACACAGACAAAUUCAGUUUUAGAUAUUUAUCGUUGCUUUCUCUCAGAUGUUACUAUGUGUUGACAGAACAGAUAUUUAAAGAAUAUUAUUAUUGGUCUAGAAGAAAAUUUAUGGUAUAUUAUAGACAGAUAUAAAUGAAUGAAAUAUGAUUUAUUGGGUGUUGUGAUGAUUUCGUUGUGCUGGUAUGGUAAUUCAUCCUUUAAACUCACAGAAGAAUUAUUCCUUGUUUGUGUGAUACCUAAUCCAUGAAAUGUCAAACAAACUCUCUUUUAUUCUGCUGAGCUAAAGAUGGUACAUUGUGGGAAAUGAAUAGGAUUAAUUGAAAGAAAUUGUUAAAUAAGCCUGUUUGCUAAAUGGUUUGAUUUGUUAAUUCAUUUGAUGAAUGUGACGGCAUAUCUCCAAUUCGCAGCAUCGGUUAAAAUGUUUUGUUAUAUGAGUUGCACUUCAUGUUUAGCAGAUAAAGAAUGUAGUGGUUUUGCUCAAAAAAAGAAGAGUUUAUUUCGGUCUAUACACAAAACACAAAUGAAUACCCAUCAGUCCCUCUUGGUUCAAAAAGUUUAGAAUUAAUGGGCUAAUGUGGUGUCUGUCUGGAUAUAGAAUUGUUUUCUCAUAUGUCUUGUACAAUAUUUCUAUUGUUUUAUUAUAAAACAGAAUCUUAAACACUCAGGUUUUUGUGAAUAGCCUUGUAAUACUUUAAUGUUAUUGGCUGAUCUAUGGUCUAAGCAGGCUGAUCUUUAUUCUUAAAGGCAUGAUGCGUAUAUCACGUGCGAUAACAAUGAGCAUCAGGGUGAUGACAUCACAAUAUGUUCAUUUUUAAGUUUAACAAAUUAUUAUGGAUAACUGCAGUUAUGUAUUUAGUUUACAUGUUUUUAAUUUAAAAGCACAGAUUCCAUUUAAAUGCUGAGCACACCAUCUCUUAAUACCUUAAAUCCAUUGCCAUUAUUGUUGUAUUGUUUUUUAAAAAUAAUUAAAAAUUAGUGCGGAUACAACCUUUUCCAAACUACCAAAAUCCACAGGUUCUGUAUGUGUUAUUCUAUGCAAUUUAGAAGACAUCUGGUGUACCGAUCAUGUAGUGGUCAGAGAACAGCAUUAUGAACUUUUUUUUAUUUUUGUAUGUUUUUCCACGUGAAAAAUAGUGUUUGUUUUUAUAUAUUUGGUUGUGUCUUUUGCUUGAUGCUUGUUUUAUCAAUUUUGAUCAUGUAACAAUAAUUUUGCAAAAAAGAAAAGCUGAUGUUAACCUACCAAACGUAGGCCUAACUAUUUAUCCGCCAGUUUUGUGAAUUUCAAUGUACAUAAAAAAUUAGUGUUUACAAGAUCAUAGCAGACUAGUCAUGUUGUGUUCGUCAUGGGCCAUUGCAGUCUGGAGGAACAAGCUAUCUUAGUUUACUCAUUGCACUAGCUACAGAAAUGCUCAGCUUUCACUAUAUAUUCUGAUCUCCCAGAAUGUGUUUUAUUCAUUUUUAUGUUCAUAAAUUAGAUGAGAUCAAAGCAUCAUAUAACAAGUGGUCAUUUGAACAAAUAUGACUUCAUUCAUUGUAAUAAACACGGCCGCUUUCUUAUAAUCGAAGCAUGCUCAACUCUCACUUCACCACACCAAAUCUCUCACUCCUAAAAAAGAAUUAAAAAGCCAUGUAAAUAAAAGAUUUUUUUUGUACAAAUAGGAUCUUCAAUUAGUUUUGUGGUUAAAAAAAAAAGCAUUUGUGUGGGGAAAGGAACAGAGCGAUUGUGAAUUGAUCUGUGUGUUACAUGUUGUACAUGCACUAUGGUAAAAGCUUUCCCCAUACUAGUCUCGAUGAACUGGACUUGACCCGCACAACAGACACAAAUGUAACCAUGUAUAAUAAAGAACAGAAGCUGACCUUAAUGGCUCAAGUAGAAUCAGGAAACGUAUGGUGUUUUCACUUUGGAUGUUGCAUGUUUUGUUGUUGGUUUGUUCAUACUAUUUUUGUGUCCAGAUUCUAUUUACAAACAGAUAAAAAAUCUGACCUAAAUAUGUAUGCUGACUGUACAAAGAUAUGCUUGUAUAAUCUGUCUGGUUUUCCACUCAAUGUAAACUGAUGAAAAAAAAUUAACUGUCAUGGUUUUUGUGGUUGUACACAAACGGUAUUGAUAAAUUAUGCAAAUUGUGCUGUAAUAAAAAGCUAUUGCCAUAAGUAUAAAUAUUAAAUAAUAUAUGUAAACAUU